ACGUGGAAGUGGAUGCCACUGACCACCCAUCGCCACAACUCGUGCCGCUGCUGCUGCCGCCGCCGCUGCUGCUGCUGCUGCUGCUCCUGCCGUGACAAGCGAAGCCGCAUCCCGUCUCGCAGAGGGAACUCGUUUUCACUCCGAUCUCCGCGCCAGGGAAUGUGGCGGCGGUUCCAGAGAUGUCUGGGGCUGGAGCAGACGCAGGUGACGGACACGCGGACGGUGCGCGUGUCGAAUCACGCGCCGCCCCACGUCGAUCACUACGUGCCUCAGUGGUUUCCCGACAACCGCAUAAUCUCCUCCAAGUACACCGUGUGGAACUUCAUUCCCAAGAAUCUCUUCGAGCAGUUCCGCAGAAUCGCAAACUUCUACUUCAUCAUCAUCUUCCUGGUGCAGCUCAUAAUAGACACUCCCACGAGUCCGGUCACCAGCGGGCUCCCCCUCUUUUUUGUAAUAAUCGUCACGGCCAUCAAACAGGGAUAUGAAGACUGGCUCCGGCACAAAGCCGACAACGAGACCAACAACUACACUGUGUACGCGGUGCGCAGCGGCGGCCUCGUAAAGACGCGCUCCAAAAACAUUCGGGUGGGCGACAUCGUGCGUGUCACGUCAGACGAGACGUUCCCGUGUGAUCUGGUGCUGCUCUCGUCAUGCAACGGGGACGGCACAUGUCACGUGACGACUGCGAGCCUCGAUGGGGAAACCAACCUCAAGACCCACACGGCCCUGCUGGACACGGCGAGGCUGCAGUCGCUGCUGCAGCUCUCUGAGCUGCACGCCACCAUCGAGUGUGAACAGCCGCAGCCCGACCUCUACAGGUUUGUGGGCAGAAUGGUGAUCCACCUGGAAGACACGGAGCAAGAUGUUGUGAGGCCCCUGGGACAGGAAAACCUCCUGCUCCGGGGCGCUCGCCUCAAAAACACCGACGAGCUCUUUGGCGUCGCCGUUUACACGGGCAUGGAGACCAAGAUGGCGCUCAACUACAAGGGCAAGUCGCAGAAGCGCUCUGCCGUGGAGAAGUCGAUGAACUCAUUCCUCACCGUGUACCUCACCCUGCUGUUGGUGAAGGCUCUGCUGAGCACGGUGCUCAAGUACUGGUGGCAGGCGACGCCGCAGAAUGACGAGCCCUGGUACAACGGCAAGUCCGACAAGCUGAAGCACGUCAACAAGUUCCUCGCCGGCUUUGCCGACUUCCUGGCCUUCAUGGUCCUUUACAACUACGUCAUCCCCAUCUCGCUCUACGUCACCGUGGAGAUGCAGAAGUUCCUCGGAUCCCUCUUCAUCAGCUGGGAUAUGGCGCUGUACGACGAGGGCUCCAACGAGCGCGCACUCGUCAACACCUCCGACCUCAAUGAGGAGCUGGGCCAGGUGGAGUACGUGUUCACGGACAAGACGGGCACGCUGACGGAGAACGACAUGCAGUUCCGCCAGUGCUCUAUCGGCGGGGUCAAGUACGUGGAGGAGGACGGGGUCCUCCUCCCGCUCGGCGGCGGCGGUGCCGGUGGAACUGCCGACGACGACAAUGGCGGUGCCGGUGCCGCCACUCCUGACAGCCCGGCCGCCAUCUCCAGCAGCAACAUCACUCCGUCCGUGGUGCAGUUCUUCCUGGCGCUGGCGCUGUGCCACACGGUUCACAUCAGCAAGGAGGAGGGGGGCAGCGCGGACGAGGCGGGGGGCGCCUCCGCGGGCAGGGCCACGGGAAGGGGAGGCAGUGCCGCCAGCCAACCCGCCGUGCUCUACUACGCCUCCUCUCCGGACGAGAAGGCCCUGGUGGAGGCCGCGCAGAGGCUCGGAGUCACCUUCCUUGGGCUGCACGGGGACAUCAUAGAGGUUCGAACCAUGGGCGAUGUGAACAGGUUCAAGCUGCUGCAGGUGCUGGAGUUCGACUCCAACCGGAGGUGCAUGAGUGUCAUCGUGGAGAAGGGGUCGGGCGAUGUCCUCGUCAUCACCAAGGGAGCCGAGUCGUCCAUCCUGCCCAAGGUCGUGUCGGGAGAGGUGGAGCGCACGCGGGCUCACGUGGACGAGUUCGCCAUGGAAGGCCUGCGCACCCUGUGCCUCGCCUACAAGGCUCUGAGCGGGGCGGAGUACUUGGAGACGGAGCAGCGGCUGCACGCGGCGCGCGUGGCGCUGCAGAACCGCGACGACGAGACGCGUGCCGCCUUCGACGCCAUCGAGAGUGGCCUGCACCUGUUGGGGGCCACCGGCGUGGAGGACCGGCUGCAGGAGGAGGUGCCCGAGACGAUCGAGGGGCUCCGGCGUGCGGGCAUCAAGGUGUGGGUGCUCACAGGCGACAAGCAGGAGACGGCCGUCAACGUGAGCUACUCGUGCGGCCACUUGCAGCGCGGCAUGGCUGUCCUGGAGCUCACGGUCCAGACCUCGGCCGAGGAGUGCGCCGAGACGCUGCUGCAGCUGCUCAAGCGGAUGAACGAGGACGGCGUGACGCAGCAGGCGCUGGUGGUGGACGGUGCGAGUCUGUCGCUGGCGCUGUGUGAGCACCAGGAACUCUUCAUGACCGUUUGCCAGAGCUGCGUUGCUGUUGUUUGCUGCCGCAUGGCGCCGCUGCAGAAGGCCAAGGUGGUGCGUCUGAUAAAGACAUCGUCCAGCAGCCCCAUCACCCUGGCCAUCGGGGAUGGAGCCAACGACGUUAGCAUGAUCCAGGAGGCGCACGUGGGCAUCGGCAUUAUGGGUAAGGAGGGCCGGCAAGCGGUGAGGAACAGCGACUACGCCAUCGCGCGCUUCCGCUUCCUGCUACGCCUGCUGCUUGUGCACGGACACUUCUACUACGUCCGCGUGGCCGAGCUCGUGCAGUACUUCUUCUACAAGAACGUGUGCUUCAUCAUGCCGCAGUUUCUCUACCAGUUCUACUGUGGCUUCUCCCAACAGACGCUGUACGACAGCGCCUACCUCACGCUCUACAACAUCUGCUUCACCUCGCUGCCCGUCCUGCUCUACAGCCUCGUGGAGCAGCACGUCAAGCCCGACAUGCUCAUGAAAACACCGGCGCUCUACCGGGACGUGAGCCGCAACUCGCUGCUGGGCGUGCGGCCCUUCAUCUAUUGGACGGUGCUCGGCGUCUUCGACGGCCUCGUCUUUUACUUUGGAGUCUUCCUCCUCUUCGGCCACCACACGUCGCUCUCCAGCAACGGGCAGAUGUUCGGGAACUGGACCCUGGGGACGAUGAUCUUCACCGUGUUGGUGUUCACGGUGAACCUCAAGCUGGCCCUGGACACGCGGUACUGGACGUGGAUGAAUCACCUGGUGACUUGGGGCUCCCUGGGCUUCUACAUCCUCUUCUCGCUCUUCUAUAGUGGCAUCAUCUGGCCGUUCCUGCGGGCGCAGGACAUGUACUUUGUGUUCAUGCAGCUGCUGUCGAGUGGCCCUGCGUGGCUUGGCAUCAUGUUGCUUGUCACUGUGAGCCUCCUGCCCGACCUGCUCAAGCAGACGGUGUGGAGGACUCUGUGGCCCACAGCCACGCAGCUUUUGCAGGAGGCCGUGAGCGUGGGGCGCCGCGGGGCCGGCGUCUCUGAGAGCACGCCACUCGCCGAGAUGGCGCGACACCUCCGCAGGAGAAUGUACGGCGCGGGAGGCGGCGCUUCGGGAGGAGCAGGAGGGAGAGGCAAGCGCUCGCCGACCUCCAGGUCCGGCAUGGCGGCUGCGGCGGCGGCGGCGUCGCUAGACAACGGGCACGUGUUCCUGGUGGACGCAGAGGUCCUGUCGGACGUGACUCAAGUGUGACGACGCGGGGCCCCGUCCAUUCACCUCAAUUUCCACCCCCCCCACCCCGGACCCCCCCUGGCCACCGUGAAGCCGAGUCUAGCCGCUGGGAUGACCACGGCGCCUCGUGCGCCGACCCGAACCUGAGACUGACCGGAGCCCCAGAGCGAGUCGUGGCGUCGCCACGCCCGGCUCGUCCCACGGCCUCCACUCCAGCCCUGCUCACUGCCGGCUCUCAGACUCGAGGCUUAAUGACGGAGGGGGCACUACUUAAUACCUCUUGCAGUUGGGCCUAAAGAAGCCUUUGUUUAACUUUAGUGUUCUGAGUGAGCCGAAACAUGUUGGGUCUGUCGAUGGCCGGUUUGAAUUGUCGCUGAGGUAGGACUGGGGAACUGUGCAGCUGAUGCAACUUGUGUUCACUAGCGCAGAACGUUGCCCUCUCUGGUAUGGUUCCCAAAAGGCCUUGCCGCCCAAAUUCACGGCUCUGCACUGCUGCUCGUGCUUUUGUUUAAAAAACGUUUCAACUGUGUCCUCAUGUAGCCCACAGUGCCUCUGGGAUCAGUCAUUCAUACACCAGGAUUAAUUUGUAGGGCUAGCCACUUAAUGUUUGGGCUGCUUGGGGUCAAGUAAAUCAGGUUCCUGAAAGUAUGUUGACAAAUAGGGCUCAGUCAUAUUUAUGUAUGUUGAACUUCUUUGCACCGUACGUAGCCAACAAUGCUAAUUGGAGGUGCAGGGGAAGGACAACAAAACGUAUAAACCAAACAAUACUUUUCAGCAUUGUCAAAUCCACUGCUGGAUCCAAGGCCUUCUCAAGUGCCGGUCGUUCCAUGGGGCUGGCCGCCGCCCACCGCUCCAGGAGGAGGAGGUGUGCAGCGGGGCUGCUUUCCCCGCCAGUCCCGGCCAGACCGUGCGCUCGUUGGCGUUCGCCACGGUUUACAGGGUUCGCUGAGAAUAUGUGCGCCCAAUGUCAUUUAUUGUUUGCGAGAUAUGUGGAUUUAUUUACAACUGAAGUCAUCGCCUUUGUGAAAGUGCACUCUUCAAUCCUUAACGCCUUUUGUAGGCCCCACUUGCCCUUGUGGGUGACGUCGCCUCCUCCAAACCCUGCACCUUUAACCCCUAAAAGCGCCUCUCUCGCCACGCUUGUCCCGUGUCCUUCGAGCCCCGUUGACUCCGUCUGAAUCUCGAGGGUCGACCCCCCUGGCCCCGAUCAGACCCCAGCCCAGCCAAUAAAGACACAACGACGGGGAGUCAUGUGCUCUCUCCGAGGUUCUCCUGCACUCGUCCCCGCUGGAGGCUUGAACCACCAGACCAGACUCCUCGUCAGCUGCACCACGGCCCCAACUCCCCUCCUCUCGAGCUUCCGAGCCCCUCCCCACAGCUCCUAAGCCCCUCCCACACCCGAGUCCCUCCCACCCAGCCUUAGCCCCGCCCCACAGCUCGUAAGCCCCUCCCACACCCGAGUCCCUCCCACCCAGCCUUAGCCCCGCCCCACAGCUCGUAAGCCCCUCCCACACCCGAGUCCCUCCCACCCAGCAUUAGCCCCUCCCCACAGCUCGUAAGCCCCUCCCACACCCGAGUUCCUCCCUCCCACCCAGCGUUCGCCCCUCCCACGGAUGGGUGACCCGUGGCUGUGCCUUCUUGCAGCAGCGGCGGCAGCAGCAGAUGGACUUUGGGGGUUCCCGAGGCGGCCCCCCGGAACGCGGUGUAGCGAGCGGCGGCGUUGAGCCCUCCUGCUCUGCGGCUGUAAGUCUCUUGAGGGUAGACGAUGUACGGCUGUGGCAGCUUCUUGUGUUGCCAUGUGGUGGAGGGGUGGGGGGAGCAACAGUGGGAGACUUCGUGUCCCCUGGCUGAUGUCACUUCUCUGGGAUUGUAGUCGUCGGAUGUUGAAGGAAUACCGCACCAGAAAACCAGAUCCAAUUGUCUCUUGCAUAAUGCACUUGUGGUCUGCAGGAGUGUUCACCUGGUUAUUUAAAUGACCACUACGCUCCAGAUACCGAGGCUGCAUUGUCCGGACUGUCUGACAUGGGUUUGAAGUUUUGUUCAUGAGAAGGAAGACGUGCGAGUCUAUGGGCAGGCACCUAAUUCUAAGGCCUCGCCAUCAAUGGGCGGCACCUCGUCUCAUGUGAUAGCGCUUCAAAUACAGCCCAGGAUGCCAGCACCUGGUUGUGUGAACUAAACGUAAAACAACAGCGCUUUAUUAUUUCAGUAACAUCCUUCAAUUGCGUGUUUAACUGCUGACGUCACAACGACUUUGCCAUAUAUUGAAAUGCCACAUUUUUCGCGAGUAAUGCUUUAACGGGGUUAUAUUUAAUUUAGAUGGCAAAAUAUUACUUUACACUUUUUAUUGUUAAUGUAUUACGGUUUAUGUUCGCCGUUGUCUUAUCUGUGGUACGCUGCACUGAUUUUACUUACCUUGAGGAAUGAACCCCGCUCCAGUAGGAUUUGAGGGAAUGUCUGCGCCAGGUUUUGUAGAACGGCCCAUGACAGGAUUUUGCAAACAGCAGUCCGCGUGUGGCGCAACGAGGGACUCGACUGGGAGACGAUUGCCCGGUGAUUAUUGGCUCGGCGCUGAGUCGCCAUGUGCCACACAGGGACAGCUGCCACUGGAGGUGCCCUUUCAAAUAUUUUAGAUGAGACGAGAUGCAAGUCUGGACAUAUGUGAAAAGCUUCAUAGCUCGUCGGAUUCUUCGAGGAUAAAUAACGAUUCUGAAUUCUGUAGCUUGUAAACGUUCUCUUGAGACGCCCCGGCCAAACGAAGGGGCGGCUCCGUCACUCGUCAGCGUCACACUGGAAGAAGCGGCGUGCGCCUUUGGCCUUAGAACCGGCGCGCAAACUCUCGCGGUUGGGGGUUUCCGCAGCCGCCUCUGGGAGGGGGAAGCGUUUUGGUUUUUCGCCUCUGAUCUGUGACGCCCCCCCCCCCCCCCGUGUCUUUUGUGCGGCCCGGUGGUGUCGCAGUGGCACCGUGACGAGGGUUGCCACCCCCAAGGUACAAACAACCAGGACGUGUCCUGGGAAGCGCAAGAGAAUGUCGCCCAGUACUGCAAUCGGGCGUUGUCUUGAGUGGUGUAUCGCGAGUUUCUUUACGCAGCAAACUAAAUCCCAAGAUAACCAGGACAGGUGGCAACCCUAGCCGCGGUACCGGAGCUAUCCGGUAGCGCUCGAGUCGUGAGUAGUCCCCUCCGUGUGCGAACAUCCGCCUUGCGGGGAAAAAACAGAGGACCACUCCAUUUCAUACAGCCCUGACCAUUUCAUAGACAGGACGGCAAACUUAAAUUAGAAAACGUGGCAGCAGAGCGGAUUGCAUUGGGUUUGGAAUUGGUGGUGCUGUUAACAACUUUAGAGCCACUGAUUUUCUUCGAAUUAAUAAUUCGUGAGCAUUACACAGAACUCGCACACAGAGCCAACCACUCUGCCAGAGUUGAUACUGCCUUGUCACAAACACCCUGAACCGCCUCAGUCCCUGACUAAACCACACACCGUCCCCCUCUUCAUAUGCCACAACCAAAUCACCCUGAAUGUGCCCGGUCUCGCCAGAUUUUUGGAAGCUAAGCAAAAAUAAACCUGGUUAAAACUUGGGUGGGAGACCCCUUUAGAAUGCCAGCUGUUGUAGGCCUGGGCUGCCAUGUGGCCAAGAUAUAUCGGUCCACCAAUACGUUCUUAAAUCUAUCUGUGCAGAGCUUUGGGAGUUUCAUAAGCAUGGACCUUCUCUGGGUUCUCCUUUUCUCCUCCCGCAUGAAAUUAAACGUUGCCAAACAGAAGUGGCCAAACAUCGCUAUGUAGCAGCACUCUCCUGAAAGUCACAAAGACCUUUCCGUUUUUGCCCGGAUGAAAGGUCAACCAACAGGGGCACACUGAACCAUUGAGUCGUUUCGUACAAGCAGUCGUUGCGUUGCACCCCCCGCUCCAUUCCACACGAGAAGCCUCAAAAUACCGGGAGGAGAAUCGCCUUCAUUUUCAGCACGAGGCGCCUAGCAGCAUGGCGCUGAGCACACACGCGCUGUCUGCUGGCAGUCGUGUUCAGUCUGAUCACUGGAUCAUGUGGAGCCCAUUUGUGAAUCCACUGCGGGGUGAGCCCCCCCCUCACGCUGUGGCUGUUGAGUGUAUUUGACCAUACUUCACCAUGCUGCUCGGUGUGGAUUGAUGAAGGCGGGAAACAUAGACAUGGGAGCAUAGAAGUACGAUACAACAGUGAAUUUUACACGUAUGUUUUCGUGACCAAUAUCCAUAAUUAUAGGGUGUUUUGGGUUAGAUCGCGUAAAUAUAAAUGUGUCGUUAAACCCGCCACCGCAUGACGCAUUAAAUUAGUAAGGUUUAACCCGCAACAUUUACAAUGGAUUUACUCUCCAACACACCAGUGCGUUGUACUAGUAACGAAUUGACAAAUUGGCUGUCGGUUUAACGACACUUUUGUAUGCGAUCUACCCCAAACAACCUCUUGGACAACCGUGAGUGUUGCUGAACUACUGUCUGUGGCCCACCACGUAUUUCUGCAGCAGUCUAUAACAACUGUUUAUGCACACAGUAGUCACCCAUCCAAGUACUAUCCAGGGUCAACCCUCCUCAGCUUCAGAGGUCUGAUGAGAUCGGGUGCAUUUUCGGUAAUUUGCUUGUGGGCAAUUACAAUUUUGAGAAUAUGAACAAAAUGCAGCCUGGGAUCCAAACAUUUGCAGCCUACCGCAGAGAAAUAAUUCCCUACCUGCAAAAGUGUGGACAGUUGAGUGCGGAUGUUGUGAAGUGUCGGUGUUUGCCAUGGCUCGUCAUGGACCCAUGUUGAUGCUGUUCUCUCUUGUAUGGAUGUCUGUUCUCCCAUCUUCCCUUCAGCCUCAUGGACGACGUUUGCAUGCGUCCCUCUUCUGCUGUGGUCUCUUCUGAGCGAUGGGUGCCAGCUGGAGUCAAACACCGGCCUCUUUUUCGCAUCGCUCACUCCCUCAUCUUUACAUCCUUCCGCUCUUGUCUGUCCAUCGCCUCGCCUCCUUGGCAUCUUUGUCAUUUCAGUCUAUGACAUCCGGGGCUUAAUGUCUCACUAAAUAUGUUCUGGGUUGCUUGUAGGCUGGAGUUGGUGGCACUUGACUCGUAGCCAAUAACAGGCAGGCAGUGAGAGGGAGACUGCGGGAGGCGGUACUGGAUGUGGUGCGCCGUAGUUUGGUAGCGGCGUUGUUGGCGGCUGGGUGCGAUGCCUCCCAAAUGCCACAGCCAAUCGGGUGCCCGGGACAGCGCUUGGCUCUUUUGGCACCCCGAGGUUGGCAGUGGAAAUUCCACAUUAUUCUGGCUGAGACCUUGCAACGUGAAAUUCAACUUUUGCAAUUGUGAGUCACACGCCUGGACUGUGUCAGCUGCCCGAUAGAAUGUCCUUGUGUUAGACCAAUCGUGGACAGGUGUGGCCUGUCGCAAGGCGGCAUGGUUGUGCUCUCUGAUCGAGCUCCAGGAUGCCUGCGUGUGAGGACGUUGGGACUCGUUUUGUUGACCCCGAAGUCCACACCUGACGCUGUUCACACCGGGGUGCUCCGGGUUGUACCUCCUAUGUUGUACCAGCGCUGCUUAUCUCAAAUAUUCAUGCUCCUGUCUUUGAAGCCGCGCUUGAAUCUGCAUGAUGCGUUCUGUUUCCUGUGCGUACGUAGACCUCCGAUUCGCACAGUUGGCUACGUACGGUGAGAAAGAAGUUUAACGUACAGGCACGUUGUUUGACAUUGUUGCGCCGUCUCCUGAGUCUCAGAGUUGUUCAGCCGGAUCCACACCUGGGCGAUAAUUUGCGCAACGCUGUUGCAUGCAACUAAAUCGCUUAUAUAUGGAAAAGUGGCGACGGACUCACUUUCCAGCAUCGACCCGCUCAGCGAUCCGGGGUGACCUCUUUCAUCACGAGCUCCACGUUCGUGAACUCUGCUUGCCGUUGUUUUCUUGUUGCGUCAUUUGUUGUUGCCCAACUACAGCGGUGCUCACUCGCAUGUGGACAGAUCCCAUUGCAUUUUAAACCUCUCUGCGUUGUUGUUGAUUUCCUGCCGAGGCUAAGUGGCUUACCUUCCUUUGCACCUGAUAUAUAUUUAUACAUUUACACCCCUCCCCCCCCCAAAAAACCUGUUCUAAAUAUCGUUAUUUUAUUUAUACGUUCAAAGCACGCGUACGGGAGCUCUACGUGUAACAAAUUGCACUGGCGUGGCGGGUUUGUGGUACUUUUGUAUUCGUUAUACAAUAAGCAAUACAAUCAAAACAUGUUCCAAAAGCCAAAUACUUAAGGAGUCCUUCAAAGUGAAAGUCCAUUGUUGAACUGCCCUUGUGGUGCAUCAUCUGUUUAGUUCUACCCCAGCUAUAGUUUUUACAAAAUAGAAGUGUCUUGUGUAAAAUAAUUAAGAGACUUUGUCAACGAUAUGAAGGAAUUGUAUAAGUUUGUCCGUGAAAGUCCAUUGAAUGUUGAUUACUUUUACCCCGUGCACAUGCGUAUAUAUUUUAUAUCUGUUCUGCGAUAACUUGAAAAUAAUGCAAUAAAAUGUCAAACUGUUGACCAGA
Lethenteron reissneri (Far Eastern brook lamprey) is the source of this 10215-nucleotide messenger RNA. RefSeq names its product ATPase phospholipid transporting 11B (putative) (gene ATP11B). Gene Ontology annotation, molecular function: magnesium ion binding; ATP hydrolysis activity; ATP binding. NCBI's taxonomy places the organism in Eukaryota, Metazoa, Chordata, Hyperoartia, Petromyzontiformes, Petromyzontidae. Gene Ontology annotation, biological process: phospholipid translocation. The record is from RefSeq and is a predicted model, not a curated record. Gene Ontology annotation, cellular component: recycling endosome; plasma membrane; endoplasmic reticulum.